Messenger RNA from Ascochyta rabiei, 927 nucleotides. Its product is annotated as Secondary metabolism regulator lae1. The transcript is spliced from 8 exons. The record is from RefSeq and is a predicted model, not a curated record. The coding region runs from base 1 to 927 and encodes 308 amino acids. Gene Ontology annotation, molecular function: methyltransferase activity. Lineage: Eukaryota; Fungi; Ascomycota; Dothideomycetes; Pleosporales; Didymellaceae.
AUGGUCACAAUGGCUUCGAAUGGACUGCCCGUGCCCGCUCACAACAGCAACUACCUCGAAAACGGCCGCUACUACCACGGCUACCGGAGAGGCAUGUACCAAUAUCCGUGUGACGAGCCCGAAAAAGACCGCAUGGACAUCUACCACAAGCUCUUCUCCGUAGCCCGCCGCGACCUGCUGCACCAAGCCCCUGUCCCACACAGCGGGGAAACCCGCAUUCUUGACCUGGGAACCGGCACCGGCAUCUGGGCGAUCGACAUGGCCGACAAAUUCCUGAACGCAGAGGUCUUGGGCUUGGAUCUCGUCAACAUCCAGCCGGAAAGAAUCCCCCCCAACUUGCGUUUCCGUGUACCACGCGACUACGAGAGUCCGUGGUCGCUAGGCGAGGACUCGUGGGAUCUGAUCCACCUACGAAUGGCCUGCGGUAGCGUCACAAGCUGGCCAGAGCUGUACCAAAAAGUCUUCUCACAUCUCAAGCCAGGCAGUGGUUGGAUAGAGCACGUUGAGAUCGACAUGCAGCCGCGCUGCGACGAUGGCACACUCGACCCCAAAGGGAAGCUCGUCCAGUGGUACGGCUACCUCGCAGACGCUACAUGGCGAGUCUCACGCCCCAUUGCCUACGACCAUCGGACCCGCCACAACCUGCAAGCUGCCGGCUUCAUCGACAUUCAGGAAACCGUCAUCCGCGUUCCCUACAACUCAUGGCCCAAUGAUCCCCACCAAAAGGACAUUGGCAGGUGGUACAACCUAGGCAUCACCGAGGGGCUCGACGCACUGUCCUUUGCUCCGCUCACAAGAGUCUACCAGUGGGAUCUCAACGCCCACGUCAAACCGCUCCUCGAGGGCGUCCGCAAGGAGAUCUGUAAUCGCAAAAUUCAUGCGUACAACAACAUACACAUUUGGACCGCCCGCCGACCGCAGCAGUAG